Nicrophorus vespilloides is the source of this 931-nucleotide messenger RNA. It is a transcript of the gene AIMP3, whose product is annotated as eukaryotic translation elongation factor 1 epsilon-1. The record is from RefSeq and is a predicted model, not a curated record. Gene Ontology annotation, biological process: positive regulation of DNA damage response, signal transduction by p53 class mediator. Lineage: Eukaryota; Metazoa; Arthropoda; Insecta; Coleoptera; Silphidae. Gene Ontology annotation, cellular component: nucleus; aminoacyl-tRNA synthetase multienzyme complex; cytoplasm. The transcript is spliced from 4 exons. The coding region runs from base 126 to 638 and encodes 170 amino acids.
AUAAGUUAUAUUUAUUCUAUCUGACACAUGCAUUCCACGGUGAAUUCAAACAUAACCUAAAUUUAACCAACGAAAUCGAUAAAAAAAUAUAAGUUUCAAUUAUUAUUAGCUCCGAUUAACUCAGAAUGAGUUCUAAUUAUUUAUCCCACCUGAACCAGGUAGCUACUUUCAUGAAGGUGCCUCCAGGAAAGCUGACGUUGGGAAUCAAUAACGUACCUAUGCAUAGCCAUGAAGGUAAGACGCACCGGGGUUUCCUGAACAUCCUCUACAGCUACCUUCCCCAUUCUACCAAGAAUCUUGCUGGUGAAACUUCUGAGGAGAAAGCUGAGCUUUAUCAAUGGCUCGAGUACAGUCUUAUUUAUGUAUCACAGAGCCCAUUGCAUUACCUGUCUGAAAUUAAUGAAUUCUUGACAACAAGGACUUAUUUUGUGGCUCAGACUUUAACUAUUGCUGAUGUUCUUUUAUAUUACAUUUUAUACAAUGUCAUGGAGAAUCUAACUUAUUUGGAGAAAGAGAAGUACAUCAAUUUGUCGAGGUGGUUUGACAACAUGCAGCAGAAUCCUGAAUUGAGGCAGAAGAAUAAACUCGUCGACUUCAAUACGAACUAUUUGGCUGCGAUAUCCCCAGCCAGACACUAAAUUGCAUAAACUAAAUAGAACAUAACUUAACUUAUUGAGAUAAAUAAAUAUAGCAUUUAUGUACUUUUAUCUAUAUAAAAUAUUUUACUACAUCUAUCAGUAAAUCGCAUGACCUACAAAGCGUUGCGAGGGAUAUGCAUUUCAAUUAGAUAAAUGCAAAAGGUCACGCUAUAAAAUUGUACUAAUUUAACAUACGAGAAACAUCCUCAUUGUGUAUCAUUCCAAAACAGAUUAUGUUUUUAAAUUUUGUUUGAAGGCCAGUAACAAAUAAAUAUUCAGAUCUCGAUCCCGAA